Molecule: messenger RNA, 1794 nt
Organism: Cloeon dipterum
Lineage: Eukaryota; Metazoa; Arthropoda; Insecta; Ephemeroptera; Baetidae
Product: transmembrane protein 145-like
Exons: 12
Coding region: 145-1758 (537 amino acids)
Biological process (GO): G protein-coupled receptor signaling pathway; response to pheromone
Source: RefSeq, a predicted model, not a curated record
GCGCGACCUGUGUUAUUGCGCUUGUCGCUAUGACAACUGCGAUCAAAGAGUUAUGAACUUUUAGUAGACUAUAGGCUCAUGGAGUAGUGGGUUAGUGUGUCUGAAAAUUUGAGAGCUUCGUUUUGAUUUGCAAAGCUUAAGACAAUGUCUGUCGUCACCAAACAAGUGAUUGCGGCUAUAACGUUGAUAGUGUUAAUGUCAAGGAUCGGGCAAACGAAAUAUAUUGAAGGAGAACUGAAUAGUGCAGAGGACUGGGCUUUUAUAGCACGAUUUUGCUUCCUGUCUGAGGAGGGUCGCUUUCAAUACACAAUUACUUACGACAGAGUAUUUGCCGUGCAAAACUUGCUCCUUUAUUAUGAUACCGACACACAGUGGCCGGCUGUGUAUAAGACAAAUAAGACUUGUCGCGAGAAAGAAGCUGUGAUGGCCGCAGGACAGAACCAAGUAAUUUCGCUGUCAGCAAAGACUCCUUUCCUUUCUGGCUGUUCUGAGGAAGACGAUGUAAUUACAUGCGUCAACGACAGACGAUUCCGCUCCGCCCGAGAGAGAUGGUGGUUUUUGGCGAUUAGCAAUUGCAAUACUACAAAGGGCCUAAAUCUUCAGUACAAAUUCCAUAUGACGAAUGGACCACCUGAAGAUUACUGGAGGCACCAUUUUUCUGCCGAUGAAUUUUACAUCCUGCCACUUCUGAUCACCUUUCUUUUCAUUUACGUGGUCCUUCUCUUCGCCGUAUUGAUUUUCGCUGUUGAACUACGCUCGCGGCAGCUUUUGCACACCACAUACCGGCAAUUUAUAGUGUCUGUCAUGUUACAAACAUUAGGCAUUGGGACACAGGGCUUCUCAUAUGCCAGGUAUGCUGGUGACGGAAUCGGAAGCCCACUUCUCAAAGACAUAGGACGAUUACUGGAAGCUGCCAGCGAAAAUAUUUUUUUACUCAUGCUCAUGCUGCUGGCUCAGGGCUACACUGUCACAAAAGGCAGACUAAAACUCAGCGCUGCGGUGCGUCUGACAAUCUUCAUGUGCCUUUAUUCCGCCGGGCAAAUCGCUCUAUUCGCCUGGGAAAAUCAGCUAUUUGACCCUGGGGAGGUGCUGUAUCUUUACGAGUCACCAGUUGGACACGGACUAGCGAGUCUGCGCUUAAUUGCCUGGGCUCGAGCGCUCCUUUCCACGGCCCAAACUCUGGCCAAAGGUGCCGGAUCGAAGGUGCGAUUUUACAAGCGCUUCGCAACACUCGCCGCUUUGUGGUUCAUCUCCGGGCCCAUACUAGUGCUCGUUUCCAGCUUAUGGGUGGAUAAAUGGGUGCGGGAAACGGUGUGGUGCGGUGCCUCGCACACGAUCGCUUUGGCAGGCCACAUCGCGUUUUGUGUACUCACAAGGCCGUCAAGAGCAAACGCGAAUUUCCCCUAUCACGUUCGCACGUCGCAAGUCGGAGUGAUGACCCCAACAAUGAGAGAAACUGAGGACGAAGAAAACACGUUCAACCAACACGCUUACGCGCCGUCAAGUGCUGUGAUUGAGCAGGCUUUGGGACAGAUGGGGAGGAAAACGAGUCCGCACCAGCAGAACGGUGACUGGGCCAGCCACGUUCCAGUUGGCUUGUUCACUGUCAGCCAGCAGGUGAAUAACAACGCAACCUCAAUGACCCCAGCUGCGGCUGAAGUGACCACACCAGGAGUGAGCACAGAAUCUGACAAUAGUUUGAGCCCAGACCACGAGCAACGGCGGAUAGCCACGCAGGAUGGUGUGCAAAAAUUUUGACGCCGUUAUAAGUACAAAUAAAUAAUAUGAGAUUAU